This is a messenger RNA of Rhodofomes roseus, 1922 nucleotides long. RefSeq names its product FAD/NAD(P)-binding domain-containing protein. Gene Ontology annotation, molecular function: prenylcysteine oxidase activity. Gene Ontology annotation, biological process: prenylcysteine catabolic process; prenylated protein catabolic process. The record is from RefSeq and is a predicted model, not a curated record. The coding region runs from base 106 to 1737 and encodes 543 amino acids. NCBI's taxonomy places the organism in Eukaryota, Fungi, Basidiomycota, Agaricomycetes, Polyporales, Fomitopsidaceae. The transcript is spliced from 5 exons.
CCACCUUACCAGCGACCACGACCUAACAGUUGUGCCCCCUCCAUUCCGUACAAACUACGCCUUACACUUUCAUAGGCUAUCGACGUCUCGAACUGAAGUCCGGCGAUGCGACCAGAAUUGCUGUUCGGCCUAAGCGUCGCACUCAGUGCACACUGGCAGGCAGCUGCGCUGAAGUUCCCGUUCAACAUCCCCUUCCUCUCGAACAACGACCAAGCUCCUCUCAUCGACGUCAACACCCUUCUCCCAGAAUCUACCCCACCGAAUCGCAUUGCCAUUGUUGGAGCGGGGGCGGCUGGGUCCUCGGCGGCCUUCUGGAUCGCAAAGGCGAAGGAGCGGUUCGGACUCGACGUUGAAGUCGAUGUGUAUGAGAAGAAUGACUACAUAGGUGGACGAAGCACGGUCGUGUACCCUUACAACAACACAGAAUACGACCCCGUCGAGCUGGGCGCGUCAAUAUUCGUAGAGAUUAACCGCAACAUGUGGCGAGCUACGGAGGAGUUUGGCCUGGAACGGAUUGGCUUUGGAGACGAGAACAACGUCAUGGGGAUCUGGGAUGGCCAGGAGUUUGUGUUAACGACUGGCGGCGGCAGCUUCCUGGGCAGCUGGAUGGACACACUCAAGGUCAUCUGGCGGUACGGAAUCUCCGCUCCCCGGCGGACGCAAGCCGUCGUGAAGUCCAUGGCCACACAGUUCCUCACGCUCUACGCGCCCACCACGCCGCGCUUCGCCAACAUCACCACGCUCGCGUCGAGCCUCGGGUGGACGCCCGUCGUCGCGAGCACCGCCGCGGAGUACUUCGACACGCAGGGCAUCAGCCGGCUCUUCACGCGCGAGCUCGUCGAUGCCGCGACGCGCGUGAACUACGGGCAGGACGUCGACGCGCUGCACGCGCUCGAGGGCAUGUGCUCGCUCGCGGCGGAGAACGCGGCGAGCGUCAAGGGCGGGAACUUCCAGGUGUUUGAACAGUUCCUCCAGCGGAGCAACGCGACCGUGCACCUGAAGACGGAGGUGACGAGCCUCAUCCAGGACGCUGCGAGCGGCGCGUGGCUCGUCGGCACGGGCGGGACGACGCGCCCCCGGGCGUACCGCGGCGUCGUCCUCGCCGCCCCGUUCUACAGCACCGCGAUCGAGGUGUCCCCGCCCGCGCUUCUCACGCCCGUGCCGGAACAGCCGUACGUCCAUCUGCACGUCACGCUCCUCAGCACGACUGCGCGCACACCGAGCGCGGCGUACUUCGGGUUGGGCAGCGGGGUCGCGCCGACGGAGGUGCUGACGACGCACAACCGCGUGCGGGAAGGCCUCGGCGAGGAGCCGGAGUUCAACUCGAUGACCUACCACGGGAAGCUCAGGAAGGCGGACGGCGCGCCGGCCGAGCGCGACGAGUGGGUCGUGAAGAUCUUCUCGAAGGCGCGCGUGGAGGACGCGUGGCUGGAAAACAUGUUCGGUGCGGGGAACGUAGGCUGGGUUCUGAGGAAAGAGUGGGAUGCAUAUCCCGUGCUUCCCCCGACAGUUUCUUUCCCGCCCAUUAAACUCGCCAAGGGACUGUACUACGUCAACGCCUUCGAGCCCUUCAUCUCUACCAUGGAGACCGAGACGAUCGCCUCGCGCAACGUCGUGGACCUCUUGUUGCAUGACGAAUGGAACGCGGGCAUCUGCCCGGCAGCCGUCGAGGGCGACGAAGAGGCUACCGCCGAAAAAGCGAAAGACGACAAGUUCGUACUUGGGUGGGACUGUUAGGCGACGGGGCUAUCCAAGGAUUAUCUGCUGUGUUCGUUCGCUAUGCGAUGCUAUCUAUCCGGAUUGGGUUGUAUACUAUGACAUGCUUAUGUUCUAUUGCGACCUUGACGCUUUGUUACGCACGACUGGGCGCGUGGGACUCUAAAAGGAAGCCACGAUGCCCAUACAACUCGCGUUGAGUACUU